Pseudoliparis swirei is the source of this 1497-nucleotide messenger RNA. It is a transcript of the gene star, whose product is annotated as steroidogenic acute regulatory protein. The record is from RefSeq and is a predicted model, not a curated record. Gene Ontology annotation, biological process: intracellular cholesterol transport; regulation of steroid biosynthetic process; steroid biosynthetic process. The transcript is spliced from 7 exons. Gene Ontology annotation, cellular component: mitochondrial intermembrane space; mitochondrion. NCBI's taxonomy places the organism in Eukaryota, Metazoa, Chordata, Actinopteri, Perciformes, Liparidae. Bases 99 to 959 code for a protein of 286 amino acids. Gene Ontology annotation, molecular function: cholesterol transfer activity; cholesterol binding.
AGGUUUUACAGCUCAGCCAAAUAUUGAACCUUUGUGAUUUAUUCGCUUUUACACUUUUGUCGUUCACUUAAAGCUGCAACAAACUCCUAUAACAGAAAAUGCUGCCUGCAACCUUCAAGCUGUGUGCUGGCAUCUCCUAUCGCCAUACAAGGAACAUGACAGGUUUAAGGAAUAAUGCCAUUGUGGCCAUCCACCAUGAGCUGAACAGACUGGCAGGUCCAGGCCCCAGUAACUGGAUCAGCCAGGUCCGCCGACGAAGCUCCCUCCUUAGCUCUCGGAUUGAAGAAGAAGAGGGGUACAACGAGGAGGAGAUGUCUUACUUGAAGCAAGGAGAGGAUGCACUGCAGAAGGCCAUCAGCAUCCUCAGCGAACAAGACGGCUGGACCAUUGAAACUCUAGCCGCAAAUGGAGACAAAGUCCUGAGUAAGGUGUUGCCUGACAUUGGGAAGGUGUUCAAGCUGGAGGUGAUGUUGGAGCAACACCCUGAUCGUAUUUACCAGGAGCUGGUGGGAAAUAUGGAGCAGAUGGGGGAGUGGAACCCUAACGUCAAACAGGUUAAGAUCCUUCAAAAGAUAGGCCAGGACACAAUGGUGACCCAUGAGGUUUCUGCAGAGACACCCGGCAAUGUGGUGGGGCCGAGGGACUUUGUCAGUGUCCGCUGUGUCAAGCGCCGGGGCUCCACCUGCUUCCUGGCAGGAAUGUCAACUCAGCACACGAAUAUGCCGGAGCAGAGGGGUGUGGUGAGGGCGGAGAACGGCCCGACCUGUAUAGUGAUGAAGCCGUGUGCUGAAGACCCAAAUAAGACCAAGUUCACCUGGUUACUAAGUAUAGAUCUUAAGGGCUGGAUCCCGAAGGCGAUCGUAAACAAAGUGCUCUCUCAGACGCAGGUGGACUUUGCCAACCACCUCAGGCAAAGGAUGGCUAAUAAUGUUUCUAUGGAGAUGGCUCAUGCCUGCUGACACAAGAUGCCUCUUGAGCUUUGGCACAGUGCACUUAACAGUGGCAGAGGAGCAAACUGUGCUCAUUAAAAAAAAAAUCAAACAUCAGCUUAUAACUGCCGAAGCAAGUGUAUUAAGGAGAUCAGACGAAGAUGCUUGUCUGAGAUCUUUGAAGUCUGAGCACGAAUGCUGGUUUCAUUUGUCAAAUGUGUGUUUUUCUUGCCCCUCUCAAUAGAAAAUCUGUCAUGAAACGUAUUCAUUCAUAUCCCUCCACUCUACCUUAGCGGACACAUUGAGUCAGUGUGAGCAGUAAAACUGCACGCUGUUUCCUUCUGAUAACACAACAGUUAUUGUUCCUCCCUCUGCUGUGAAAUUGCACUUUUAUUUCAGUGUUUUAUUUAUUGAUGCUGCGCUGAUGCAUUACAGUACAAUGACUGCCAAGUGAAUAAACAAAUGCAAUGUCGUUGGUAUGUAUGUUUUUAUGCUUUUAUUAUGCUGUUGGAAAAGUGAUUUGGAGAAUGAUUACUCUGCCCAUUCCUGAAUAAAAGCUCAUAAAACA